Trichomycterus rosablanca is the source of this 3638-nucleotide messenger RNA. It is a transcript of the gene gng7, whose product is annotated as guanine nucleotide binding protein (G protein), gamma 7. Gene Ontology annotation, biological process: G protein-coupled receptor signaling pathway. NCBI's taxonomy places the organism in Eukaryota, Metazoa, Chordata, Actinopteri, Siluriformes, Trichomycteridae. Bases 368 to 574 code for a protein of 68 amino acids. Gene Ontology annotation, molecular function: G-protein beta-subunit binding. The transcript is spliced from 4 exons. Gene Ontology annotation, cellular component: heterotrimeric G-protein complex. The record is from RefSeq and is a predicted model, not a curated record.
CAUGACCAGUGUUAAGUAUGAAUGGGUGAGCACUCCGCGUUCCCCUUCCGACCGUACUGCGCUGUACUGCGCCUGCGUGCUGUGUGAGGGUGUCGCGCAUGCGCAGUGCGCAGUGAGGAGGGGGAGCAGCAGUGACAGAAAGAGGGAGUUUUGGGUGGAAACAGCGGCUAACGGCUAACAGCUAACCGACAUCUUUCUACCUGAAUAAAUAUAAUAAUUAUAAAUAAACUGCUCUCAGGGUGAAGAUCUCGUGGGACGCAUCGGGACUCCUGCUGAUCGAUCAGUGUUUAACCUGUUCUGAGGAUCUGAGCGUGAUCGAUCUCCUCCGUUCCAUCAAUUUCUGGUGUCUGAUAACCGAUGGACCAGAAUGUCGACGACUAAUAACAUAGCCCAGGCCCGAAAACUGGUGGAGCAGCUCCGGAUCGAGGCUGGAAUAGAACGCAUCAAGGUGUCGAAGGCGGCGGCUGAUCUGAUGAGUUACUGUGAGCAGCACGCGCGCGGUGAUGCCCUCCUGGUCGGGGUUCCAACCUCCGAAAAUCCCUUCAAAGAUAAAAAACCCUGCAUCCUUCUAUAGCUCCUCCAUUUAUACCCCCCAUCAUCCAUCAUCAUCCACCCAUCCACCUGUCCAUCAUCCCUCCACCUGUCAUCCACCCGCCAUCCACUCUCCUCUGUAGAACCUCUUUAUCACUCUCCUAACACUCACUACACUACUGAUACUUACUGAGAGAGGGGCGUGGUCCUCUUACUGAGAGAGGGGCGUGGUACUCUCAUUGAGAGGGGGGCGUGGUCCUCCCACAUACAGAGGGGCGUGGUCUUCAGCACCAAGGUCGUCUGUAUGCACUAGCAUAAAUCCAUGAGAACUGAAGUUCAUACAGAAGCUCAGAACCAGAGAGAACCUGACUCAGCUCUCAGUGUGAGGGAACAUCUACUCACCCCGUGUCCUGAUCCACACCCUGCUCACCUCAUAGUGCACCAGUCCAGCACAGACAUCAGACUGAGAGGUGUGGAGAACCCAAACUAAAGGUUCUAGACUAGAGCUUAGAGCUUCUAGACCACCAUGCACGGUGAAGGUUCCAGAAUAGAUCUAGAGUUCCUCAUCAGUGUUCCACAUCAUGGUUAGAACAUGGUGUUCUGGAUUCUGUGAGCCACAAUGUGAUGGUUCUAAAAACCCUGAUGACCAAGUGUCUGGUCUGCUAAAAUCUGAGUUGUUAAAGGUUCCAGCAGUGAUGUUCUCCAGUCCCAGUGUUCCAGUCCUGGAGUCAUCAGUGUAAAUGUUCCUUGGUGUGAAGUUCUGGAAUCUUCUCAGUGUUUUCAGAGCCACGCCUUGUUUCUAAGAGCUCUGGUGGUGUGUUGAAGGUUCCUCACAGGUUCAGCACUCUGGUGAGGAUUAGUAACUAGACUAGUAACCAGUGCACUGCAGUAGGGAGCAGGGUGCCAUUUGGGACACAGCCCAAACCUAAAGUCACGAAUAUGUUCUUGUUUACAAAGGGUUUCUACAGUGUGUGUGUGUGUGUGUGUGUGUGUGUGUGUGUGUGUGUGUGUGUGUGCACGCGCGCGCUUCAUUCUUUCCUCUUUUUACUCUUGUAAUGAGUCUUUAAUUAAAAGCUAAAUUUAUUGGAAUGAGUGUGUAGCCCCGCCCGGCUCUGAGCUGACCCUGAGUGGACGGACUGGAACAGUUUGGAAUCAGGUGGUGUGUACAGAUGAUUGAUCUUCAGUCGGAGGUAUCGGCUAUGACCUACCUCACAAUAUCACCCCCCCCCCCAUGCCCUUUGUGUGGGAUGGUGUCGGGCGUGGCUCUAAUCGUUCGUUUCCAUUUCCUCUCUGUACAGUGUUUGAUAAACUGGCGCUGUGCCACCUUACUACCAGCCUCACCCCCAAACACCCCCAUCCCAAUUCUGCCCCCCCAGAAAUGCUCUACCAUCAUCUCCUGAUUCAUCAUCACCAUCAAACCCUUUCUGUACCUCACAUCACUCUCUGUGUGUGUGUGUGUGUGUGUGUGUGUGUGUGUGUGUGUGAUCUUUUAUACAUAUAGAAAUCUUAAACAUUCUAGAAUUCUCAGUCUGAAGGUUCUAGAUUCAUCAGUAUUGACGACUCCGCCGUUCUGGGUUCUCCAGGUUCUAAACCCUCAUCGCUGUAGAUGGUGCAGGUCCAGGUUCUGGAGGACCUAGUGAGAACGUUCUGGAUUUAUUAGCAUUACAGGCUCCAGAUUCAGUGAUCUGGAGUCCAUCAGUACUGAGCUUCAGAGCUUCUACAGCUCUCAGUUUUAUGGUUCAGGUCCAAGUGUUUUAGGUUCUAAGCCCCUAAUAAGAAGGUUCUGCAUACACCCCCUUCCCCCCAUAUUUAUGGUUCUGGAUUUAUCAGUAUUUAAGGUUCUGAAGGUUGAGAUUUAGAAACUCUUUCUCUGAAGGUUGAGAAAGUUCCUCUUAAAGAUUCUAGAAACCAGAAACUCUUCUAGGUUCUGUGUGGUAGAUUUCAGAGUUUCUGAUGCAGAAGUUCUAGACUCGUUAACAUUUGUUCUAGAUAAAGCAGCUCAGAAAUUAAAAUGAAAACAAGAGGUUCUAGAACCAGUGUGAAGGUUCCACAGUCCCCGGGGUGACAGUUCCAGAUUCCAGGUGUAAAGGUUAGAGGAUCUAGAACCAUUGAGAAGCUCAGACUCUUGGUGCUGAAGGUUCUAGAAUCAUCAGUAUUGACUAAUCUGCUGUUUUUGGGUCUCCAGGUUCUAAACCUUCAUCAUUGUAGAAGGUAGAUGGUGCAGGUCCAGGUUCUGGAGGACCUAGUGAGAACGUUCUGGAUUUAUUAGCAUUACAGGCUCCGGAUUCUUCAGUAUUUCAGGUUCUAGAACCGUCAUGAGUAAAUGAUCUGGAGUGUAAAGGUCCGGGUCCAAGUGCCCCCCCCCCAUGUUUAUGGUUCUGGAUUUAUCAGUAUUUAGGGUUCUGCAGGUUGAGAUAGAAACCUGAAGCUCCUCUAGGUUCCUGAUGAAGCCUCGUUUAAAGACAUUCACGGCUCUGAGGUUCUCGUACGUUCUGUGUGGUAGCAGCAGCAGUGUUGUUGGGAUUGGUCUCGGUUUCACCCACCGCUACUGUAGAACAUGAAGGAUUUUAUUCUCUCGUUUGCACUUUUAUAUUCACACAGAAUCUCCGGGUUCUGAACCGAACCCCUCCUCACUGCCACCUCCUCCUUCCUCUCCCAUUAUACCCAGUAUAAACCAGUUCAGAACCGUGUGCAGCUCGAAUUGUGCAGAACCAAAACUACACGCCGUCCAUAAACUCCUCAGAGUAAAAUCCUCAGAGUCCUGCUGCAGUGAUGAACGUGUGGAUCCUCACCACUGCCGUCCACCCAGCUCGGAUUAUUAUUAUUAUAGGAUUAAAAUAAUAUCAUUAUAAUAACAACAAAAAUAUAUUAAUAAUAAUAAUAAAUGAUUAACUUCGACCAGCAGCAGUUUUGAUGAAAUAAAUGUAAAUAAAUUCAGAUUUAAACGCUGUGACGGUUCUGAGAUUAAAGUGCCGAGUUUUAGUGCCAAAUUUUAGAAAUAAACUCACAACAGUGUAGAAUUAUAACUGUGUGUGUGUGUGUGUGUGUGUGUGUGUGUGUGUGUGUGUGUGUGUGUGUGUGUGUGUGUGUGUGUGUGUGUGUGUGUU